Messenger RNA from Schistocerca piceifrons (Central American locust), 2952 nucleotides. Its product is annotated as ATP-dependent RNA helicase dhh1-like. Gene Ontology annotation, biological process: spliceosomal snRNP assembly. The record is from RefSeq and is a predicted model, not a curated record. Gene Ontology annotation, cellular component: SMN complex. Lineage: Eukaryota; Metazoa; Arthropoda; Insecta; Orthoptera; Acrididae. The transcript is spliced from 5 exons. Bases 346 to 2802 code for a protein of 818 amino acids. Gene Ontology annotation, molecular function: RNA binding; ATP binding; RNA helicase activity.
UUUGAAGUGAACAAAUUAGUAACGAUCAAGAAGCACUUUGGUAUAGCCGGAAUGUGUUUCAAACGUGGGAGAUUUGAUAGACCUUUAAUUGCGAUUGUAUUACUUAUUUGAUAGGCAUUUGUUGUAGGGCAAUAAGCAUCAGUUUACGUAAGUUAAAAACAUUCGAAAUAAGGAAUUGGAAAAAUCAUGACUGAUAUAAUUGUCAUUUCGAACUCAGUGCCAUCUUACGCGUUUGUAGUAUGUAACUAAGUAAUGAAAUUACACCACGAACAGUUAUACAUGAAAUACUAAUGCAUAUUGCGAAGUGAAUUUAUUGAAGUAUACUUCACUGUAGCUGUUGUGAUAAUGGUUAAGCAAGUAGCCCACGACGUUGAAGCUAAAGAGCGAACGAAAGACAUAUACAUUAGUGAAGAUGUCAGUUUUAAUGGACUAUUGCUAUCACAGAAAGUUCUUGAUGGGUUAAGAAAAUGUGGUUUCAAGAGACCUUCGCCCAUUCAGCUGAAAGCUGUGCCCUUGGGUCGCUGCGGGUUCGAUUUGUUGGUGCAAGCAAAAAGUGGCACAGGAAAGACAUGCGUCUUUACAAUAAUUGCCCUAGAAAUGGUUGACGUAGAAAGUAUGUCACUGCAAGCUUUAGUUUUGGCACCAACACGAGAAGUUGCUGUACAAAUAAUGCAGGUGAUAUCCAGCGUUGGUUGUUCCGUGAAAGGUCUGAGAGUAGACACAUUUAUCGGAGGCUUGCCUUUUGAGGAAGAUGUAAGAAAGCUCAAAAGAACUCACAUUGCUAUUGGAGCUCCAGGCAGAGUGAAACACCUGAUAGAGAAAGGAUACAUGAAAACAAAUUGUAUACGUCUAUUUGUUCUUGAUGAAGCUGAUAAGUUGUUGGAACCAUCUUUCCAGAAAGAUAUAAAUUAUAUAUUUUCUAGGCUGCCAACAAGGAAACAGUUGUUGGCUUUGACUGCUACAUUUCCUCAAGAAUUGCAGAACUUCUUGUCUCGUUAUAUGCAUAAUCCAUUGCAUGUGAGUCCUGAUGAAACAGCAUUGACUUUAUUGGGACUUCGGCCAUUUGUCACACUGGUUCGAGCACACCCUAAUCCUGCAGCACAAGUUCAGAUAAAGCUUGAAUGUCUUGUACAUGUUCUUUCACAUGUUUCCUUUCAGCAGUGCCUUAUAUUCUCAAAUUAUCAGAGCAGGGCUGAAAGUAUUUGCAAUAUGCUGAAUGGUCAUGGUUGGCCAGCCACAUGGAUAAGUAGCAGCAAAUCACAGGAGGCUCGCCUCGAGGCAAUAGCUACAUUGCGCGAGUUCCGGAACCGUAUUUUGAUCUCUACAGACCUGACAGCACGUGGCAUAGACCUAGAAAAUGUUAAUCUGGUGAUAAAUUUAGAUUUACCAUAUGAUAGUCUCACAUAUUUACAUAGAAUUGGUAGGGCAGGUAGAUAUGGGUCUCAUGGAAUUGUGAUUUCUAUAAUAGCUGAUGGUAAAGAGCUUGAGGACUUCCAGAAGAUGUUAGGCUCAUAUGGCGGGGAAAGUGCAUAUGUUUAUAAGCUUACUUUGGAUCAUUUAGUAUUAGACUUGUGGGCUUACAAGAUGGAUGAAUUUGAAAAAAUUCAAGGAAUUGUUGUUAAUGAUGAAAAUGACAAGGAAACAAGAGCUACAGUACCCAACUCCCUCACCGGAAAUGCCAGAACUGUUGUCAAAAAUCAGUGUAAUGCAGAUGCAGGAGGAUGCAACAAAGAGGAGUCAGUAAUGCUGGCUAAAUGCGAGAAUCUGGAUGAACGGAUUUCUGAUGCCCAUGUUUGCAUGGAUGCGAAUAAUCUAAACAUUUCUGAAGAAGAGAGUACAAAUAAUAAAAUUGACAGAAUUGCUAAAAACCUGCUUCAUGAUCUAAGCAGUAGUGAUUGGUUAACAACACUUGAGCCAUACAGUGAACUUGUACAGAUGGGAAACAGUGAAGUUGUUGAAAUAUCACUAAAAACAAAUUGUUCUCUGAAUCUGGUAGAAAUGACUAAAGAUCUUGAAGCAUUAUUGUCAGUGAUUGAACAAAAGGCACAAGUAACAUUCAGUGAAGCCUUCGAAAAUUGUAGAAAUCUUAAAACUGAAGAGCUACUUAAUGAUUUGUGUAAAAGUGGUACAUUUGUCCUUCAGGAAGAUAUCUGUAGAAAAAAAGCAAUUUCAGUGGGAAAAAAUCAGAAUUACUCUAGUCAAAACAAUAAAAAGACAGUGAAUAAGGAAAUGUCUUAUCCAUGUCACAUACCUAAAACUCCAUGCAAUGAUACAUUAAUUCUUAGAGAGGAAGUCAGAGAAGAUGAAAUGGCUACAAAAUUGAUGAUCCUGAAUGGACAAAAUGUAAUGAGUAAUGAAGCAAAUAAUUUUCCAUUUCCAUGUCGUGCUUCUGGCAGAAAAGUUAAAGUUAGUGGUGUGAACCCAAAAUUAAGUAAAUUGCAUCGGGAGGCUCACGCUAAAGGAUAUCCUAUUGGAGAUGUGUACUGUAGUCCUGAAGUUCCUGAAGUGAAGUGGGAUAAAUGUUCUAAAUAUAUUACAAGAAACAAACAGAGUAUCACCCAAAACCAAGGUGUGAACUCUCACAACACUUAUUCAGGGAUAAGAAAACCUGAUAGCACUAAUUGGCAUUAUUAUCUUGAAAACAAUACUGUUGCCAACAAGAGAUUGGGCAACACUAGUAAAGGUAUUCCUUUUGAUAAUGCAGACUGGCACAAGAAAUGGAGAGAACAGAUAUAUAGGCAGUAUUUGCAGUAUGUAGAAUACUUCCAGUACAUGAUGCAGCAGCAGUACAUUUUCCCUUAAAGCACUUUAUGCUGUGAGGCUUAGGAAGUAAAAUGUUGGUAAUUUUGAGAUAUUUUGUAAAUUGCAUAUAUGUAUGAAGUGUACAAAAUGGAUUUUUGAUGUUAAUUUAUUUAAACUCCUGAUAUUGAAAUACAGAGAUUUGGUAGUAAA